GUGUCUGAACUCGGACCUUGGUUAGAUAAAUGACCGGACUCCUCCAGAGGUCCUCACUCUCAUUCGAGCGAUCCAGUGGAGGCUUCCUGAAGAAAAUGGCCGACCUGCUCAUACACAGCGCCCUGUUCUUACUUGUCAUAUUUUCCAUGUCAUCUGCCCAAAUGAGGGGGGAUUUUGAUUCAUGCAGCCUAAUGGAUGGCUUUGGUACAUACUGUCCCACCACAUGUGGCGUCGCCGAUUAUCUGAACAGGUACAAGCCUGUGGUUGACAGGGACCUUAAUGAUCUUGAGUAUUUACUGGAGGAAAUAUCCAACCAAACAAAGGGGGCGCAGGACAAAGUGACGUACAUGAGAGACUCGGCUACCGCAGCAAAGAAAUCCAGCGAUCCAGAUGUUCACAUUAAAAAGUCGACAAACAUGUUGGACGACAUUCUGAGGUUCGAAAAGAGCAUCAUUUCCCAGGAAUCCCAAAUAUAUAAGCUUCAGGAAUCGAUUGACUCCAAUGAGAAAAGGAUGCUUCAGUUGAAGCAGAUGAUGCUCAACCUGGAACAGAUGUGCAAGCUUCCCUGUGAGGACACUGUCAAGAUUCAGACCGUCACAGGCAAAGAUUGUCAAGACGUUGCUAAUAAAGGUGGCAAGACUAGUGGCCUGUAUUUCAUCAAGCCCCUGAAGGCCAAAGAACAGUUCCUGGUUUACUGUGAGAUGGACAACAAUGGGAAUGGCUGGACCGUGCUCCAGAGGAGGCGCGACGGCAGCGUUGACUUCUCCCGGCCCUGGAUCCCGUACAAGGAGGGCUUUGGCUACCUAUCCCCGGAUGACACCACCGAGUUCUGGCUGGGCAAUGAGAAGAUGCACCUGAUCACUUCACAGUCUACUAUUCCAUAUGUGCUCAGGAUAGAGAUGACAGACUGGGAGGGAAACAAAAAGUAUGCAGAUUACGCCAGCUUCAAAGUGGGCCCUGAGAUAGACAGCUACCGGCUGAUCUACGCCUACCACUUAGGAGGAGAUGCGGGCGAUGCGUUCGAUGGCUUUGACUUCGGUGACGACGCCAGCGACAAAAUCUUCACCUCUCACAACGGGAUGCAGUUCAGCACCAGCGACCGGGACAACGACAAAUAUGAUGGCAACUGUGCAACGCAGGACGGCUCGGGCUGGUGGAUGAACCGCUGCCAUGCUGCGCACCUCAAUGGCAAAUACUACCAAGGUGGAAAGUAUACUGCAGAGCAAGCUGGGCCACAUGGUUUCGACAACGGCAUCAUCUGGGUGACAUGGCAGAGUCGAUGGUAUUCCAUGAAAGAGACCACCAUGAAGAUCAUCCCCAUCAACAGGAUGGGCACACUUGGCCAGCAGACCACCGGGGUCAAACAAAUGGGUGGUAUUGGGGACAUUUGAAGGACACUUUCCAAACACCUAGCUGUGUUCGUGAUGCUGUACUCCAGUGUUGGUCACCGAGGGCAGAUGUAUGCCAAGGAUUUAGUCAAUUCGAUUGACUGGAGGCUGCUUGACCACUUGACAAAUAAAUUUUUUUUGUGCACCAUG
Brienomyrus brachyistius is the source of this 1538-nucleotide messenger RNA. RefSeq names its product fibrinogen gamma chain (gene fgg). Gene Ontology annotation, cellular component: fibrinogen complex. Gene Ontology annotation, biological process: blood coagulation; protein polymerization; platelet activation. The transcript has 9 exons. The record is from RefSeq and is a predicted model, not a curated record. Gene Ontology annotation, molecular function: signaling receptor binding. Bases 30 to 1391 code for a protein of 453 amino acids. NCBI's taxonomy places the organism in Eukaryota, Metazoa, Chordata, Actinopteri, Osteoglossiformes, Mormyridae.